GGUUUUUAAAUUUGUCCGAAUAGUUUUUAAAAAGUAAUAAAAAUGGAAUUUAUUAUAAAUAGGCAAUUAAGUUUGAAAGACUUAGUGAAACAUUAUUUCAGACAGUUAUUCUCACGGCCAUGGUAUUUAAAAUUUGCCAUUUUAUUUCUUGUAACUGUGUUUUUAAUAUUAGCCCGUUUUAAAAACUUUACAACUGAACAUUUUGCCGCCGAAAAUGAACUAAAAAAUAAAUGGCGGCUAAAAGCAGAUAAAUUCGUCGUUAGAAUGAUGGCCGACGAUCAAGUACGUCUGCCUAAAGUCUCUAACUUCAUUCAUGGUUACGGUAGUUUUUACCAUUUUUACCGAAUUCCUAGAAGAUUUAAAAAAGCAUUUUAUUCCGAGAUGACCAGCGCUAAUCCGGACACAGCCCAUCCUCUAGCUCCGGAUUUUUCAUUUCAUCUAACUUACGACAAAAAUAAAGUUAAAAUAUUCCACGACACGAAUUGCGGUUGCAUUUACCGAAUAUAUAUGUUACCUCCGUUUUCAAGUUAUUUGAAUAAAGUCGAUUUACUAAAACCUCAAGAUUUGAAAAAUUUAUUUUUGGAGAUAACUUUAGAUGAUGUCACAACCAUUUAUAGUUUAACUGAAAUUUUGGAAGGUGAAAAAGGACCGUUUCUCAGUCCAGUAAGCUCGAAAAAUUCGAAACCAUUAUCCGGUAUUGGGUCUUACACGCCGUUCUGUUACGCUAAAAGUGCUUCGAUUCAUUACGUCGACGAUAACGAAUAUCCGACUAAUUUGUUGAACCUCACCGUCAGUUGCGUGGCUAACGAGUUAAAGUGCCCAAUAAAACAGUACACGGCAGUUUCUUACAUGAAAUCUUCGUGUUUGCCUGAUGAACAGUCGACAUUCAGUCAACUAAACAAAGAAAACUUUGCGAAUUUGGAUUAUUUGGUCGAGUAUUUUAAAUAUCCUGAAAACUACGGUCCGCACGAUGAUGACGGGUGUAAUUUGGUUUGCGAAGAUUUCAGUAGGAAAAACAAAAUCAUAAAGUUGAUUGAGAGGUGGAAUAGAUCCGCUGUUGUCGUGUCAAUCGUCCUAACCGAACUCCUAAUGAAUGAUGACGAUGAAAUAAACGAGCGAUAUUUUGAAGAUUGGAACGAUAUUUUUUUAUCAGUAACUGUGGACGGUUCUUCAGAACCACAAAUCUACAUUUCAUUGGGUGUUGUCUUCGUCACAAAAGGUUUUAAAACUGAAUUCAUUAGUGCGCCUUACGGGAGGUCUUACCGAGGAUGUAACUAUUUAAUCAAUCUCAAUUCUACACUUACUUGGGACGUUUUGCAGGUCGGAUAUUUCUUUCUACCCAUUCCUUAUUGGCACGACAUAAAAAUUAAUUUAGAAUAUCGGAAUGAAGAUAUAAGAAAAAAGAAGAAAAUCUGUUAUCAAGUUCUCGAAAAUGAAAACUUUUAUGACGAGAAACAAACGGGACACCUGUACGGGCACAACGUCUUUCAUUCUGGAGAAACGGAGAGAUGGCGCGAAGUUUUGUCGGUAGCAGGCGGUUGGGGACAUCUGGUUAGUCUUGCUGUAGAAAUAAAUAAUCUAAAACCGAUACUGGACGCUCCAUUGAUAGAGAGAUGGGCGGCCUUGCAAGCCGAUCCGGUCAUUUAUAUCGACGGUUUUAAGUCUCCACGAGUCAGAGGAACCGGAUUAGAAGAUUAUUUCAGUUUUUCUCAUGGGUUUGCUGGUGCAGAAAAUACUUCGUUUGCAUUCGUUGGUGUUCCGUACGGAUUUGAAAAUAAAGAAACUACUGGCAAAUCUUGGUCCUGCUACCGACACCAUAUUUUUGAUCCGGUUCUAUUCGACGAUUCAAUCGAGUUUAUCAUGGAAGGUACGCAUGAAGAUGAAUAUUACAAAGAAGCAAGAAAACUAACGUUCACCGAGUACAAAAGUUUAGAAGCAUCGUUACAAACAUCUUUCGUUUAUACUCCAUUUUAUUAUUUCAAAAAACAUUCGAAAAAUGUUCAAUAUAAAUAUUGCGAUGAUGUUAUAUUUUGUGAGGACGAAUCACUAGCUUCACAUAGUUUCAAAUCUUCAACAACUCCAAUACUUUUUCGAUUCGAUUCUUUGAAGUACCUUGGCGAUUCAAAGCACAACUUUGAAGAGAAGAACGUUUGCGGAUUUUCAUUCAAGAAUUUAACGAAUAUUAAAUUUCAGUUGAUAGUUCCUUCUACCACCGACUCGAAACUCGUAUUUACUCGAAAGUAUUACUCCAAACUGUAUCAGUGGAACGACAAGUGCCUUGUGAACUAUAACGGCUACACAUUUGAGUGGCUAUUCUCAAUUGGACCGACCAAUAGCGAUUAUUCGUUAAGAGAAGAUUCAAUUAUUUUACCGAUCUUAGAUUCAGGAAAAACUACAAAUGAAUUUAAUUUUCAAUUAACAGUGCUCUCAGACUGGAACGAUAUAUCAUAUACAUUGUGCUCCAUUACCGAAUGAAUGCGUGUAUAGUUUCUGUUUUCAUUCAUUCAUUCAUUCAUUCAUUCAUUCAUUCAUUCAUUCAUUCAUUCAUUCAUUCAUUCAUUUAAUUACACUGUAUAUUUUCAAUGCGCGUGUUUUUGAUUGCAUUUUAUCACAUCUGAGCACAUCUUUUUAAACAUUUACAUGUUUGUUUAGUCAUCAAUUUUACUUUACUAUGUUGAAUCGUGCGUUAUAAAUCAUGGGAUUUUAAAUUGAAUAUGCCCUGUCGUUUAAAUACAGUGCUGGAUUAAAUAAUCAUAUUUUGAAGUUUUAAUAAAAUUUGUGCCUAAAAUGGACAUUCGAUUUAAGAUCUUAAAAUUAAUUCGUACAUGAAACUGUUUCAAAUAAAACAACAUUUAAAAUUAAUCAAAAAA
Messenger RNA from Helobdella robusta, 2870 nucleotides. RefSeq lists its product as hypothetical. The transcript is spliced from 2 exons. NCBI's taxonomy places the organism in Eukaryota, Metazoa, Annelida, Clitellata, Rhynchobdellida, Glossiphoniidae. The record is from RefSeq and is a predicted model, not a curated record. The coding region runs from base 43 to 2475 and encodes 810 amino acids.